Molecule: messenger RNA, 5971 nt
Organism: Erinaceus europaeus (western European hedgehog)
Lineage: Eukaryota; Metazoa; Chordata; Mammalia; Eulipotyphla; Erinaceidae
Gene: NR2C2
Product: nuclear receptor subfamily 2 group C member 2
Exons: 14
Coding region: 252-2120 (622 amino acids)
Biological process (GO): cell differentiation; positive regulation of embryonic development; anatomical structure development
Molecular function (GO): zinc ion binding; nuclear receptor activity; RNA polymerase II cis-regulatory region sequence-specific DNA binding
Source: RefSeq, a predicted model, not a curated record
CCGCCGCGCAGCCAAUCGCAGCCGCCUCCCCGCCGCCGGGAAGAGGAAGAGCGACACUCGGCCUCCUCCUCCUCCUGCGCGCGCGGCGGCGGCUGCGGGGUCACGAACUCUGACCUCUCGCUGCGAGCGCCGGCCCCCGCCCCGCGACCCCGGCGGGCCCGCCCGCACCCGCCGCCGCGCGCCCCGCACCCGGCCCUGGGCCGCGCCGCCAGGAACCCCGUGUGCAGACCUCCCAGCCGGAAUCUCCAGGGAUGACCAGCCCCUCCCCGCGUAUCCAGAUCAUCUCCACAGACUCGGCCGUCGCCUCGCCCCAGCGCAUCCAGAUUGUCACUGACCAGCAGACAGGACAGAAGAUCCAGAUUGUCACCGCAGUGGACACCUCCGGGUCCCCCAAGCAGCAGUUCAUCCUGACCAGCCCUGAUGGCGCUGGAGCGGGCAAGGUGAUCCUGGCGCCCCCAGAGGCCUCCAGCGCCAAACAGCUCAUAUUCACCACUGCGGACAGCCUGGUCCCAGGCAGAAUCCAGAUUGUCACGGACUCUGCCUCUGUGGAGCGGCUGCUGGGGAAAGCCGACGGCCCUCGGCCCCAGGUGGUGGAGUACUGUGUGGUCUGCGGGGACAAGGCCUCUGGCCGUCACUAUGGGGCCGUCAGCUGUGAAGGCUGCAAAGGGUUCUUCAAGCGGAGCGUGAGGAAGAGCCUGACCUACAGCUGCCGCAGCAACCAGGACUGCGUCAUUAACAAGCACCACCGCAACCGUUGCCAGUUCUGCCGGCUCAAGAAGUGCCUGGAAAUGGGCAUGAAGAUGGAGUCUGUGCAGAGUGAAAGGAAGCCCUUUGAUGUCCAGCGGGAAAAACCAAGCAACUGCGCUGCUUCAACUGAGAAAAUCUACAUCCGGAAAGACCUGAGGAGUCCUCUGAUUGCCACGCCCACGUUUGUGGCAGAGAAGGAUGGAGCCAGCCUUGCAGACAUGGGGGCAGGAGGGCAGGCCCUGGGCUGCCGCCACACGCUGGAAGCUCCUCUGCGUCUCUCACAUAGACAGACGGGUCUUCUUGAUCCAGGGAUGCUCGUCAACAUCCAGCAGCCUCUCAUCCGAGAGGACGGCACCGUGCUUCUGGCCGCUGAGUCCAAGGCUGAAACGAGCCAGGGGGCUCUGGGCACACUGGCCAAUGUAGUGACCUCUCUCGCCAACCUGAGUGAGUCCCUCAACAAUGGUGACACGUCCGAAAUGCCACCCGAGGACCAGUCAGCAAAUGAGAUUACUCGGGCAUUUGAUACCUUAGCUAAAGCACUUACUACCACAGACAGCUGCUCACCACCGAGCCUGGCCGAUGGCGUGGACGCCGGCGGGGGCGGCAGCAUCCACGUCAUCAGCAGAGACCAGUCCACACCCAUCAUCGAGGUAGAGGGCCCCCUCCUCUCAGACACCCAUGUCACAUUUAAGCUUACGAUGCCCAGCCCAAUGCCCGAGUAUCUGAAUGUGCACUACAUCUGCGAGUCUGCGUCCCGCCUGCUCUUCCUGUCCAUGCACUGGGCCAGGUCCAUCCCCGCCUUCCAGGCGCUUGGGCAGGAAUGCAACACCAGCCUGGUGCGUGCCUGCUGGAACGAGCUCUUUACCCUCGGCCUGGCGCAGUGUGCGCAGGUCAUGAGUCUGUCCACCAUCCUGGCGGCCAUCGUCAACCACCUACAGAAUAGCAUCCAGGAAGAUAAGCUUUCUGGUGACCGGAUAAAACAGGUCAUGGAGCACAUCUGGAAGCUGCAGGAGUUCUGUAACAGCAUGGCAAAGCUGGGUGUAGACGGCUAUGAGUACGCAUACCUCAAAGCCAUCGUUCUCUUUAGCCCGGAUCAUCCAGGCUUGAGCAGCACGAGCCAGAUAGAAAAGUUCCAAGAAAAGGCUCAGAUGGAGCUGCAGGACUAUGUCCAGAAGACCUAUACAGAGGACACCUACCGACUAGCUCGCAUCCUUGUCCGCCUGCCGGCGCUCAGGCUCAUGAGCUGCAGCAUCACAGAGGAACUGUUCUUCACCGGCCUCAUCGGCAACGUCUCCAUAGACAGCAUCAUCCCCUACAUCCUCAAGAUGGAGACGGCUGAGUAUAACGGCCAGAUCACCGGGGCCGGCCUCUAGUGCCCACCCACCCAAGGAGCCUCUGGGCCUCGCAUGCAGAGACCCGGCGCUGUGAUGUGUGCACCUUUCCUGCCUGGUUUCUCACCUGUUGGCCCCAGACAACAGCAGCUAAAGACGAGUCGGACCCUUUCCUGCCACAAGAAACGUCUUAAAAAGCCUUUUGAUGAAGCAACAGGUUUUGGAACAAUCAUUUAACUCUACUUGUAUUUAGACAUUCUCAAAGGGCAAAAGAAAGUUUUAUACUAUCAGACUUGUAUUAAAGAGAACCUCCGAGGACAGUAUGUGUGUACAUAUAUAUAUACACACACAUAUAUAUGUAUGUAUAUAUGUGUAUAUAUUGGCAGUGUCCUUGGAAUCAGUGACUACGAGUUGCCAGGGUAAAACAUGAGCACUUCCUACCGAGGGGUGAUGUCAGCAGCACUUAACCUCCGGGCAGGGCGGACAAGCCUGGCCAGGCCUGCGGCCAGAGAGCGCAGAUCUGAAGAGCAAGCACAGGAGACAAUUACUUCUAUCCAAGAGGAGCUAACUGUCCCCCAGUGGGGCGUCUGCUGCAGCCGUGCCUAUGGUGCGUGAAAGGCCCCGCCAAGUGUGCGCUUAACCCAGCUGCCAGUGCAGUCCAUGGAAGUGUGGAAGCAGCCUGAGCCGCCUCUGCAGCCACGGAGAUGGCCCCUGACCAGAGCUCGAGGGCACUGGACCAUCUGACAGUCCUGCUGCAUGCAGUUGGGUGCUGCUCAGAGGGUGCGGGGGAGAGUGCCCUUUUCAGGACCACCUUUUCAGAUGCCCAAGGCCUGGCUUGCUGCAGUUCAGCUGUGACUCCAGGAAGGGAGGCUGAGCGAAGGCCUGACUGGACAAGCCAGUGACUGAGGGCUUUCUACACUCCUCUCAGCAGACCGCCCCAGGCGGGUUCAGGCUCCUUAAAGCAGCUGUCACCCCAAGAGCAGAACGUGCUCAGUCCUGGCUAGAAGAGUGACACACCAUACCUCGUCACCUCCUGGUAGGAUGGUGCCUGAGGCAGAGUGGUGCCAGGCACAGCUGCAAGCCCAACAACUGUGCUGCAUCAGUGGACACAGACUCCCGUUUCCAAGCCCCCAGCUGGGCUUUAAAGAACAGUGGGGCCGCUCAUCAUGAAAUGAUGGAAAGAACUUGGUGUUGCUAGUUAAAUCUUUGCUUUUCGUACUCUGAAGUGACAGGCUAAAUAAAGCAGGGGCGUCAGGGCAGGCGUGUCUCGCUGUCUCUGCCGUGAAAGGUUUCAGCAGAGGCAUUCAGAGCCUGUUUGUGGCUCACUCAGCCAGUCGCCUCCUCAUACCUAUCCGUUAAUACAUUAACUCCCUGGCGGGUCAUGUCUCGCUGCCUGAGUCCUCAGAGCUGGGGGGAGUCCGUGCUGGACAGACCCUGGAAGCCCUGUGGCCCUUGGGCUCUCAAGACUCAAGUUUUCAGAUGUCACUGCAGCUUCUUGAGACUGAGGCCUAGACAUGCCACUUAGAUCAGGAGGUGCUAAAGCCCCAGCAGGUGACCGGAAGGAAGACAGCUUUGCUAGAAGUUUCCGAUUCUAUCCUGAUCCCGCUCCUUGAGCCUCGUCAUCCCCAUUCUAAUCCUGGGGGCCAUUCAGAGCUUUGAACACUCCUGGGCCAGUUUCCAGGAUCCCCUUGGCCUUACUCGGAAGUGACCUUGUCCUUAAGAACCAAGCGCAUGGAAGUUCCCUUCCUGCCGUCACAUGUAGGUUCAUUCCAGCUCUUCUCAGAUUGGUUAAAUUAGCUCAAAGUCACAAAUUACCUAGAGGGAUCCCAAGCGAGUUAUUAGUGCUCAAUUUCAUAAGACUUGCUUUGUGAUGUCAGAGCGGCCCCUGAGCCAAACGGGAGCCAGGCAGGAGCAGGGCUAUUUGUUAAUCUCUGCAGGGGAGGCGACUCAUGUCCACUAGAAGACAAGAUGGAUGGACACAGGAAGAAGUCUAGGGGUGGGUGACUUUCCAGAUAACGCACAAUCUUGGCAGUUUGUGGAGUCAUCAAACAGGACAGGAAGAGGCUUAGAAAAAGACCAAAUUGCUACAGCAGAAUACUUUCCAAGUUAUUCCUGAGUGGUGUUUUUAAAGGGAGUGUGUCACCACCCCCUGUGGAGAGUGUGUCUGAGUGUGAGUGAGAAUGUGAGUGUGUGCGAGGGCUGCUUUAUUUAUUGUCUAAGUUCUGCUGUGAGGCUGCAGGCUGAGGUUCUCUGUUGGCUUUCUGUGUGACUUGAGGUGUAGUUAUGUGUUGGGGUGCUCUGGCCCCCUCAAGAGUGGACUGUGCAGGGCUGAGCUGUGUCCAUCACCCCUCACACUCUCAGCUGUGAGGCCUGUUCUGCCACAGCAGGGUGGGCACUGAGGGGGCUCUGGUGUCAGCUCUGCCAGUGCUUUGCUUCACUUGGAGACCAGCUGCACCUGUAUCCUGUGGGGUCUCCAGCAGAGUGGCCUUGCUGUCCAAGCUUGGAACCGAGUGCAGCAAGGCUGCAAUGACAUUCCAGGAGGCCUAGGUCUCAAGAGUCCUAUCACUUCUCCCCAGCAGGGCUGUCCCCUCAGGAAUGCCCUGGGUGUGCAAGGCUGAGGCCAGCGAGACAAUGGUGUGUGUGGAUGCCCUCCCGUGUGCCUGUGUCUUCCCAGCAUGUGUGUGGCAAGGACAUGGUGUGUGGUGUAGACAGACCUGGAGCCAGACUCCAUGUCCCGCAGUGCUGUGGGCUGUGAAGCACUGACAUGGUGCCCCUUGGCUCCCCACCAACCGGGCUGGCCGGAUGAUGCUGACAGGGACCAGGAAGGCAACUUGUCCCAAUCUGCAGCCCUCACGGCACUGGGGUGGGGGUAGGAGGUGUCUCUUGUGACCACACACCUCUGAGGCAGCUGCCCUGACCAUCUCAAGCAGAUGUAAGCUCGGAGCCACUGAUUCACUCACUAGCCAGCAGCAUGUGGAUGUGAAACACUGACAACUCACUGAGUCAGGAUUCUAAAAUUUCAGAUAAAAAAUUGCUUUUACACACAUGUGUGCCCUUCUUGUCCAGAUCUGUUCUGGUGACUCCCCCAGACCCAGAAGCAGCUGCCUGUGGGGGAGCGCUUGAGCCCGCAGUACUCGGUGCCUCAGCCCUCUGUCUCCCUGGCCUCACCCGCAGGGUCUGAGCGUCGUCUUGUGUCCUUGCCUGUCGUGACAAUCACACUGAAGGUGGCUUUCUAGCUCAGCUUGACACUAACCCCUGAGUCUGAACUGCAUGUGGGGCCAGCCCUCUCUGGGGAGAAAGGCUCUGAGUAGCAGCAGGUUGGGGGAAGCUUAACUCGGGCAGUGAGAUGCCACACACAAGUGGCUUCUCUUCAGCGAGUAGCAUCAGAGCGUCCACAGACUUGGAUGCUGCCACCACAGCCCACUAGAGUCUGGGCUAUUUUUCUACCGUUUCCAAAUGACCUUGUAAACCAGUGUUCACCUAGUUUUAUAACUGAAAAGCUGCACAUUUUUCUGAGUACAGAGCCUAGUUUUUACCUCUAGCCAGGGCCUCCCCAGAAGGUAGCUGUCCCGUCAGCCCUUUUAUGAGAUGAACAUGAGAGGAGAACUUGGGCAGUGGAUGUUCUUGGGCUGUUUCUGUAACCUCUGCCCUUCACAACAUAGGAAAUGUUGUUGAUGCCGUUACCUUUUAAUUCCAGGUUUUAAAUCUGUUGAAAGCUGUGUUUGAAAUCGGCUUGACGGGAUGGCAUUUAAAAAUCUAGCAUGUCUUUUAAACCUGAGUUUACUACCUAAUUGGUGUCUGUCUCCAAGAGGUUUGCAUUGUUGUGUUUGUAGAGUGCUGCAGUGCAUGGACCAACUAGCUUCCACGUUUUAUUAAAUGCUGUUUUAACGUGG